AUGGAUUCAAUUUUACGUCAAGCAAAAAAGCAAUAUAAACACAAAGAUGUUUUUGCACCCAGAUUUGCUGUUAAUUUGUCUACUACGAUUAAUAAUGUGCUUGAUUGUGAUCCUACUGACAGAGUAUUUUUUAAAUUUUUCUUUAAAUUUUGCCAAAUUUUGCAAAAAUGAAAUAUUUUCUGGGUUAUUUUUCUGAUGGUUUUUUGCAGGUUAUUUUAGAAAGAUGGAAUAAUUUGUACUGAAAAGCUGCCAUUCUUUUUUACAAUUAGCUUUUGGCCUUUUUUGAGAAUUUUUUGGUUGAGAAAAAUUUUCCCUAUUUUUUCUGUUUUGGUCGAAGACAGGUCCAUUUGUGGUUGUUCCCAAUUUAUUUUUUGUCUGUUUCUAUUUGAUUUUUCAAUUUAUCUCCUAAAUAUUCCGCAAUUUUUUUAGUUGAAAGUUGUUCGUGUUGUUAAUUUAUGGCAAGCUCAUCAAAUCUUUGCUGAUGAUGUAAUUGAACCAAUAUUAAAUAAAUGUCAAGCAUCUGGAUUAGACGUUGAACCAGCAAAAGUCGAGCGCUUAGUUAAAGGUGAAAAAGCAGAUAUGCAACUUUAUCAACAAUCA
Molecule: messenger RNA, 600 nt
Organism: Meloidogyne enterolobii
Lineage: Eukaryota; Metazoa; Nematoda; Chromadorea; Rhabditida; Meloidogynidae
Source: the annotation of a GenBank genome assembly